AUGGCAAGCCAAGAUCCUACCCAUACGCCUCCACCUGACAGCAGUUUGUGCAGAUUGCGCAAAAGGACUGCCGUGCCAUCCCUGAGAGACGCGGCGAACUCGUUCACGGAGCCUGAUGUGGGAGCGCCGACCGAAGAAGCUGACGCAACAGCGUCUCUCACGGACAGUGAUGCGGAGAGGAAUUCGCAUGGGGGGCGUGAUACGGCCCAGUGGACGAGGGAGGACUCGGAUAGGUUCGACGAGCUGCGCAAUGAGCCAAGUCCCUCCCCUGAAUAUCGCGAGCGGCUGUACGUCUCCAAGGAGGAGUUCACUCUCGCAGAGCUCAAAGUUGCGAUGAAGCCAUUCAUUGGAGGCGAUGUUGAAAUCCUCAACGCCGAGUAUAGACUGCAUGCCAUUGAGCGUUUCCGAAUGUAA
This is a messenger RNA of Clonostachys rhizophaga, 414 nucleotides long. The record is from the annotation of a GenBank genome assembly. Lineage: Eukaryota; Fungi; Ascomycota; Sordariomycetes; Hypocreales; Bionectriaceae.